This is a messenger RNA of Ectocarpus sp. CCAP 1310/34, 8083 nucleotides long. The record is from the annotation of a GenBank genome assembly. NCBI's taxonomy places the organism in Eukaryota, Phaeophyceae, Ectocarpales, Ectocarpaceae.
AUGCAGAGGUUACUGGAGAUGCACUCGGAGAGGCUGGAGGACCGGGUGGAGGAGAGGGAGGAGCUGUGGAAGGCGAUCGAGGGGCUAAGGCUGGCCGAGCCCUCGGACAUCACCGGCUUCACCGAGAUCGACCGCGCGCACCUCACGUUCGGCUCCGGCAUGCCCCUGGUUUGCCACUUCUCCAUCAGUCGCGAUUGCGGCGGCGGCGGUUCACGGGCGUUGCCGACGGCGGCGGCGUCGGCGAUGCGGCGGCAGAUUAGGCUCCUGCAGGCGCUCCACUUCGAGUUCUUGGUCCCGAUUUACGGGGCUUGUACAGCGCCUCCCAACGGGGUGAGCCUGGUGAUGCCGCUGGCGCCGCUCGGCAGCCUUCACGCCUUCCUACACGAAGGCGCCGGAACCGUCGCCGCUGCCGCCGCCGCCGCUGAGUCGGCGAGGGGCCGGGGCUCGGGCGUCUUGCGGAGAGUUCUCUCCGGAACUGUGCCCCCCAGCGGCGGCUUCGUGGGCGGGGGCGCCGGGGGCACCGUGGGAGGGGCGAGGGCGGGCGGUGGGGAUAGCGGCAGGGGGAAAGAUGAGCGUCACCCCCGGUUGUCAGCGGGGUUGAAGGCGGCCAUGGCGUUCGACGUGGCGAGAGGCAUGCUCCACCUGCACGAGAACGGGUUCCUGCACGGCGCUCUCAAGCCCAAGAACGUUCUGGUGUUCGACAACCUCCGGCUGAUGGUGAGCGACUACGGUCUCUUGUCUGUCAAGGCUGAAAACAACAACAUCAACAGCAACAACGUCCGGGUGGGUGGCAAUGGGUCCAAGCAUCACCAGUUGCCGCCCGCGGGCUAUCCUUCCCCCGUGGCUGCAGCCGCUGCGGCGGCGGCGGCUGUGGUGGACGGGGUGGACGGGAGCGCCGGGCCGCCGCCCAUGGUGUCGUCCGGCGGCCCCGGAGAGGAGUGCUGGAUCGCGCCGGAGGUGUGCAUCGACGGCGAGGAGCACUCGUACGAGUCGGACGUGUUCAGCUACGGGGGCGUGCUCCGAGAAGCUCUCCUUCGGUUGUUGUCGGUGGUGAUGGUGGUGACGGCGAUGGUGGCGGCACAACCACGACAACCACAACAGUAUCAGUUCCUCAACCACAUGCGACCACACGACAGCAACAUCAACACCGCAAACCACGUACACCCACGCGACCGCACCCAACAACGAUCCCUCGUAUCCCCAACACCUUCCACCGCUUGUCAGCUCUUGGCCGAAGAGCUCCUCCAAGCGGCACCCGGCGGAAUCCUCCCCCCCGGCAUGUCAGCGAUGCAGCGGCAGCCAGCGGUCUCGAUGUCAGCGAACGGGGGUGCUAGCUCUCCCUCCUCUCGCCGGGAGCGCCGUCGGGGGGAGCAAGGAGGAGCGUCCACUGCUGCUGCCGCCGCCGCUGCGGGCUGGGUCCCCCGGGUCCCCGCCGGGGUGGAAGCGCACCCCGGGCAGGUUCAGCUCAUGCAGCGGUGUCUAAGGCACGAGCGGGAGCUACGCCCCGGAGGCUUCUACCCGAUCGUUCUCUUCCUCCACGACCUCGUCAAGAGCCUGGGGGGCGACGAGCGACGCAACAACGCCCUCUGGCUCGGACCUACGACGAGCUCGGAUAGGCCGCCGUCGUCCUCGUCGCUCGCGCCCCGGGAGGGAGGGGGAUUGGUCUCGGCGGCGGCGGCGGCUCCUGCUGCUGCUGCUGACCCGGAAGGUGUUGGUGGUGCUGGUGGUGUAGAGGCGGGGCGUCAGGAGAGGGACUGGUCGGCACAGGAGCGACAGGCGCGCCUCGAGAGGCAGCUAGCGGAAUCGCAGGCGAGGUGCGCCGAGCUGCAGGAAGCUGAGCGCAAGGCCUCCGCGGCCGCAGCCGCCGCCGCUGCCGCCAGACUCGAGGCGGCCGAGCACGUGGCAGCGGCGGCGGUGAUGGCCUUCGGCAACGACGACGGCAGCGGCCGCCCCAGGAGCGUGGAGCGGCUCCUGAAGGCGGCGGCGGCGGCGGCGGCGGUGACGGCGGAGGAACGGGUGGGCGAAGGCGCGAUGGCUGCCUCUGCUGCCACCGCCCCCGCCACCACCUCGGAAGAUGAAUCGGUUGCCGGCGACAGUCUCUCCUCCGGUGACGGCGGCGGAGUCAGCGACGGCGGCGGUAGCGCGAUCGACGGAGACUCGGAGAGAGGGGGGAGCGUAGAGGUUUUGGUCAAGACGCCUUCUCAAAGGAACGGCGGCGGCGGCGGCGCCGGGUUCGAGCUUCCCGAGAAGGUUGUUCGCGCCUUCGGCGACGGCGGCGGCGGCGGCGGUGGUGGCGGCGCAGGCCCCCACGGGGGCGACGGUCAAGAGGUGCUCAGCAGGAGGAGGAAGAGCCGGGAGAGGGCACGCGCGACGGGGAUGCUCGCGAAGGGCAACAACAGCAACAGCCGGAACCAGGGCGGCGGCGGCGGCGGCGGCGGCGGCAUCCAGCAGCGGGGGGAGAAUCCGAACGGCGACGGCAGAGGGGGAGACGUGGGCGCGGCGGCGGCGGUGGUGGAUGGGGGGGGGGGGAGGGGUUCCGCGGACUCGCAGAUGUUGCUUUCGACCCGCUUGCGGGAGGCCCGGGCAAAGGAGAAGGCCAUGCUGAGGGAGAUGGAGGAAAUGCGAGCGAGGGAGCAAACGAUGCGCGGGGAGCUGGUGAACGGCCUGGCCGGCGCCCGCAAGAUUUACGCCCAGCUCAAGGAAGGGAGGCAGCGGGAGCAGGAGCUUCGCGCGACAAACUCGAUCCUCCAAGCCAAGAUCGCCUCCUCCUCCUUCUCCUCGACCGGUGAAGGGGAGAGACAAGAGGGUGGGGCGGUCGUUCCCCGGACCCCCGAGAAAAUGCCGUCCUCGUCCAAGAACGGCGCGGCAGCGACGGCGGCAACCUCAGGAAGCGAUCGCCACCCCGGCGCAAGCAUGCCCCCUUCCCACUCCUCCGCCACUUCCGCCACCCCUUUCUCGGGCGCUGCUGGUACCGGUGCCGGUGCCGGCGGCGGUACCGGCGGCGGUACCGGCGGCGGCGGUACCGGCGGCGGCAUCGCCGUAUUGUCUUCCUCUCGCUCGACGUCUCCGCCCCCGGCCAUGACCACGCCGCGUGGUGCGGUACCGCUCAAGCCGUUCGCAACUAGACCCCCCACCGCAGCAACAGUUUCGACAGCCGCGGCGGCAGACAGGGGUGGUGAGCUGGAGGUCAACGGAGCAGACGACACCCAGAGGCAGCCGGCGGCGGCGGCAGCGGCGGCAGCGGCGGGGUUAGGCAGACAUGACGAUGGCGGCGGCGGCGACUUAAUGGCAUCGGCGACCCUCGUGAAGGACAAGGUGGGGACGGUUAGCGACAAACCGUCGUCUGAGGUGCCGUCGGCGGCGGCGGCGGCGAUGGCGGCGGCGGCGAUGGCGGCGAUGGCGGGCGCAAAGCCAGAGGGCGGCGGCGGCAGCGGGAGCGGCGGCAGUUCCGGCAGUCCUCCGCAGAGUCAAGAGUCGCGGCGGGAGAUCGUGGAGUGGGAGGUGCUGUCCUCUACGGGGGAUUCCUUGGCGUCUCCCGAAGACCCCGCCGCCGCCGCCGCCGCCGGUUCUCGCGCAGCGGCCGACGAGUUCGCGCAGCAACAAAAGAAGAAGAAGAGUCCGGGAGCUGCGGACAACAACGGAGCAGAAGAUGGAAGGGACGAGCGCUCUCGGGGCGGCGACCCCCCGGCAGCAGCGGCGGCGGCGGCGGCGGAAACCACCGCCGCAGCCGUUGCGCCGGCUGCUGGGGGCAACGAGAAGAGCAGCAGUAAGAACGAUGUGCCCCGGGGCUCCCCGCCGGAGGCGGGCGGGGGCCUGGGGGUAUCAGAAGGAGAGCGGGCGGCGGCGGCGAUCAAGAGGGAGAACAGCGGGAACGAGAGCAUUGGCUCCAAGAGCAGGAAGUCGAAGGGGCACAGGAGGAGAAGUGGCGAGGGCGGGGGCGGCAGGGACCGUGAUGGGAAGGAGAGGGUUAGUCUGGAGCUGAAGAAAGAGCGCCAACUUCGCAAGCAGUAUGAGGAAGAAAAAUCCACCGCGGAAGCCGAGAUCGCUCGCCUCAAAGCUGCGCUCGAUGCGGCCACCAAGACGACAACGGCCGUUGCGGCCACGUCAGCUGCGACGAGAGCGCUCCCCGCCGUCGACAAGAAGCCGGCGGCGGCCGGAGAAGCCGAGAACGCCGUCUCGAAUGUCUCGGGGGUGUCGACGGCGUCGAUGUCGACCAUGGGCUCGACGGGCGGUGCUAGUGCUGGCGCCGGCGUGGCCUCGAGGAGAAACAGCGGCCGCGACAAUGGGGUCAUCGGCAGCGGUGGCGGCGGCGGCGGGGUGGAAGAAGUGCUUUCGUGCACGGGUCCCGGAGGGGGAGGAGAUGCGUCGUCGUCGAAGAAGAGCAGCAGGAAGUCGACGCUGGUAGAGGCGGUAGGGUUCGCGGCGGCGGACGGGCAGCAGCAGCAGCAGCAGCGGCAGCGGCGGCCGAAGGGGAAGGGCGCGGAGGAGGAGCGGCCGGCUCUGCAGCGAGCGAUGCCCACGUCCUCCGCCGCGGCUAUUUUCGCAGCCUACCCGCUCCCCAUGGGCCUGGCGGCGGGGGUGCCCGGACACAACUCCACGGUGGCGAGGGAGGCCGCUUCCAUGGCCUCCAAAUUCGCGGCUGAGCCCGACGGCGGGGACCGUGCCGCCCUCGCCAUCCUGUUUCAGAGCUGCCAUGGUCUGCGUUGGCUGAGGCGGGCCGGGUGGGACGGGGACUCUGACCGGAGGCAUGGGGUGGCGUGGACGACGGAGAACGCGAGGGUGUUGAAGCUUGAGCUCGGGAAUAACCGGCUCGAGGGGUACAUUCCAAGGGAGUUGGGUGUGAUGUCACGACUGCUGUGCCUCCGGCUGGACCACAACCUGCUCAUGGGGCGCAUUCCGCCGGAGCUUGGACUCCUGGUCACCCUCCAGCAACUGGAGCUGCAGGGCAACGCGCUGACAGGGAUCAUACCGAGGGAGCUCGGCGGCUUGGUCAACCUGCAGUACCUCGGACUGCACGAUAACCAGCUCUUGGGGGAAAUCCCGGGAGAGCUUGGCCGGCUGUCCAGGCUCAAGCACCUUGCCUUGUGCAACAACCGACUGUCAGGGAACAUCCCACGGGAGCUGGGGGGGUUGCGCUUGCUGGAGCAGCUAUACCUCAACCACAACACGCUCUCGGGACCCAUCCCCGUCGACCUGUGCAGGUUGUCCAACCUCCACAAGCUCAGGCUGGAGAGCAACACCCUGCAAGGCUCGAUUCCGAUGGAGCUGGGUAUGCUGACGAAGUUGCAGUACAUCAACCUGGGCUACAACGGUGUGGGCAACGACCUCACAGGGGAAAUCCCCAUCAAGGCCUUCGCGAAAAUGCCGAACUUGGCAUGGCUCUCCAUAACCGACAACCCGCGGUUAACCGUGAAAAGAGGACGCUUCGUCACAACGACCCAGUCAGUGCUCAAGAAGGUCUUGCCCUCCAAGUGCGACGUCAUGCUCUGAUUGCAGUGAAAAAUGCACUUUUUGUGUGUUUGGGGGGGGAGGAGGGGCACAGCUCGUGGACGCCAGUGUUUGCGUCUGCCCUUGUCAGCGAGAUAUAGGCAGGCGCGGACACGCAGACGGGCGGGCGCGGUUGGCUUCCUGGAGACGCACGGUGCGAGACAUUGUUUUGUCCAACGGUCUCGGUCCGACGGUGCUGUGGCGCUUCUGUUGUUUUUGGCGGAGGUGGUGGUCCGCCGUCUGCAGCGAUCACACACAGAAAAAAAGGCUGGAUCUCUCUGGGGCAUCGGGGAAGAUGAUGCAGAGGAUAGUGAUGAUGAUGAUGGCCUCGACGAUGAGCCUGGAUCUCUCUGCGGCAUCGGUCAAGACGAUGCAGACGAUAGUGAUGGUGAUGGCCAUGAUGAUGAUGCGCCCAGAGAUGCGGCACGCCGCACGCGUGCGUGUACUCCACCUCGUUUUCACCCCGCCUCGGUCGAUUUCAGCUCGGCCACCCACCCACCCUUCCGGCGAUCUAUUCCUCGUCAGUCACAUGCCCUGACGAGGAGAGCAAGUAAUAAUCCACCUCCACCUCCACCACCAGCGGUGGGCUGAGUUGGUUGAGUUAGCCCACAUUGAUGAGGGACGGCACCUCAACUUGACGGUCGAUCGGACUCUCGCGGGUACCUGGCGCCGUUGUUUUUUUUUUUUGAAGGGGGGGUGGACAAACUUAAGUUUUGCUAUCGUGUGUUUGUUGGUAUUUAGUAUUUAACGUAAGGGUGGUUUUGGUUUUUGGCGAUGAGCCGAAGCGAAAACGUGUGUGUGUGUGGGGGGGGGGUCGUGUCGCUUGGUUGGUUUGGUUCAGACCACGGGCUUGGCUCUUUUUUUUUUUUUUCGCUGGGCCGAGGCUAUAGACAGGAAUUUGUUGUCGUUUUUUUAUUGCUUCGAUGUUCGUUGAGUAUUUUGCGCUUGGCGAUAUAUGGAGGAGGGGGAAGGGACACGGUCGGUGGCGCCACGAGUUGGUUGGGUGGGUGGUAGGCGACGACACACAAAUCGUGUACGUGUCAUGUGUAAAUGAGAGAGGACGUCUGGUUCAUCAUGGCGGCACACGUUUCAGCACAAAAGAAACCAGAGGACAUUUUCAAACACUUUCUUCUUUCUUUUUUUGCUAUUGAUCUCCAGGGGAAUGGGUUGUGCACCGUACGCGAGCUUCGAAGAGCCUGCGGCAGAGCAAAAGUAGACGGGAAAAGAGCGAAGAGAGCGCAGAAGAAGCGUUCUUUGCCUUUGAUUUACGCCCGGGGUAGGAGACCAACUGAGUGUAUGGAUGCGUAGACUAAGGUCAAGCCUUUUGUAUGUUUUCUUGGCGAAAAUAGUGGUAGCGGAAAAAUACGAUUUUCCAAUCAGGAGAGGUUCAUUGUUCGACGUGCAUAUAGAAAGAAAAUGUUUUCGUGUCUUGCUUUUUUCGACUUUGUGACCAUUAUUCAUCACAUUUCGAGGGGGAAAACACAAGUGAAUUGGCGAAAGAGUUUCGGGUUGUUGGGCCCAGGAAAUCUUUUUGUUCGACGAUAUCGUAAAAGUGCUUGGGCUGUUGGGCGUGCACGGUGGCACUUAGCGGCUUGAGUUGUGACUGCACACUUUUUUUUUUUUUUUUCGCAAAGCCAGGAAUUCUGGCUACAAUCUCGUUUCUCGUUUGUAUUUUUCCCCGUCGGGCGGGCAGCUCGAUUUUCUUCCCGCAAGUUUUGGGAACUUACAUGUGUGAGCUUUUCUUUCCGUCGGCGAAAGAGGGUAGUAGGCACGCCGCGAGGUUGGGACCGACCGUGUGUGAUGCCAAUAGCGAGCGAUGCUAUUGUUUCGGUCGAAGCGAUUGAAAGACAGGAGGCGAUACAGGAAAGAAAGGAGACCAAGAUAACUUGAUCAGUUGUUUUGAGAACUUGGUUCUCUACCUACCGUGGGAUGUUGGAUCCGCGGACGACGUGAAAAGAGAGUUUUUCGGGAAUGAUGCCCAACCAAGAGCGGGAGAUAGUUCUUUCGGAACUUUUUGAGAACUUUCCUGGGAGCCUUCCUUGUGUCCAUGGAGUCUCGUUUGUGACAGUUCAUGCGCGGAGGAGGGUGGUAACACUCACUCACCUGGCAGUAUCGGCGGAACAAACAGGAGGGGGGGGGGAAGCUCAAGCUUUGGACGGAAAGGGAGGAAGGGCGGGAAAAUACCAUCCGGAGGCCCCCCGCUAUAUGGCCUGGGACCACCUACUACGUUCAUAGUAGCAGUGGCGGUGAAGGCGAAGAUUUUUUUCUUCUCUUGUAUCUAUUUGCUUGUAACUUUAUUGUCUAGUAGUCUAGUCUUUUGUUUUAUCCCUGUUUAGUUUUUUCUUCGCAGUACAGCAGUAGUAGUAGUAUCUGCAAUGUUCGCGCUUGUUUUGUCCCCCGUGGUGAACACGGCCAUUUGGACUCACCAUCCUGGGGGCUUACUACCUUGUUUUUCGACCGGUCAUCCACCAUGCGGUGGGUGGGGCGGCAGGUAUUGCAAGAAGGGUCUCACAAUAACACUCUUCUUUCAGUAAAGGGAAAUCCAGAGGUUUUUUGCAUGACGACAAGGGAGCGAAAUUGAUCCAAGAUCGGGAGC